GGCUAUUGACGGUCCCGAUUUCACUCUCACAUUGAACUAGGGUUCUUUGCAAACCGCCACCUCACUCAAUUCCGUAUUUAAAACCGCUGCGGUUUCUCUUCCGCCGGCUUGCGGUGCACUUGUCUCUGCCGUCCUUAAUUUCGCUUCAGGUUUUUUUUCGCGAUUCGGCGGAGGAAAGGGAACUGAGAACGGUGUUUGACCGGUUUCCAUUUUGUUCCGUGGAAAAGGAUAGAUUUUGGGAAAAUGGCGCAGAUUCAGAUGCAGCAUCAGAGUCCGGUACCUACACCAAACGGAGUUGCUGUGCCGAGUGCUGCCGGAGGCGCAGCCGCUAUUGCUGCUUCCGGUGCGGCUGUGGCAUCCCAGUUCCAGGCGACAUCUCUGUAUGUUGGCGACCUGGAUUUCACCGUGACUGACUCACAGCUCUUUGAUGUGUUUAGCCAGAUUGGUCCGGUUGUUUCCGUUAGGGUUUGUCGGGACGUCGUUACUCGUCGAUCACUAGGCUAUGGUUACGUGAACUUUGCCAAUCCUCAGGAUGCGGUAAGGGCACUGGAGAUUUUGAACUUCACUCCUAUCAAUAGCAAGGCUAUCAGGAUCAUGUAUUCUCACCGGGACCCUAGUCUUCGCAAGAGUGGAACUGCAAAUAUAUUUAUCAAGAAUUUGGACAAGUCAAUUGACAAUAAAGCCCUGCAUGACACUUUUUCAAGAUUUGGCAACAUACUCUCAUGCAAGAUAGCAACUGACUCAAAUGGCCAAUCUAAGGGAUAUGGUUUUGUUCAAUUUGACAAUGAGCAAUCUGCUCAAAGUGCCAUAGAUAAGUUGAAUGGAAUGCUAAUAAAUGACAAGCAAGUAUAUGUUGGACAGUUUCAUCGUAAGCAUGAAAGGGACGCUGCUAAUCUUCAAACCAAAUUCAACAAUAUUUUUGUGAAGAACCUAUCAGAAUCCACAACAGAUGAAGAUCUAAAUAAAACUUUUGGGGAAUUUGGGCCAAUUACUAGUGCUGUAGUGAUGAGGGAUACAGAUGGGAAGUCUAGGUGCUUUGGGUUUGUCAAUUUUGAAAAUGCAGAUGAUGCUGCUCGUGCUGUUGAAGCUUUAAAUGGGAAGACAUUUGAUGAUAAAGAAUGGUAUGUUGGAAAAGCUCAAAGAAAGUCGGAGAGGGAGCAAGAAUUAAGAAUGAAAUUUGAGCAGACGGCCAAGGAAUCUGUGGACAAAUAUCAAGGAGCAAAUUUGUAUGUAAAAAAUUUGGAUGAUAGCAUUGAUGAUGACAAGCUGAAGGAACUCUUUAUCGAGUUUGGCACAAUAACAUCGUGCAAGGUUAUGCGGGAAUCUAGUGGAAUUAGCAGAGGGUCGGGAUUUGUUGCCUUCUCAAGUCCUGAGGAAGCUGCUAGAGCUCUUUCUGAGAUGAACGGGAAAAUGGUGGUAAACAAGCCACUUUAUGUUGCACUCGCUCAACGGAAAGACGAGAGAAAAGCAAGGAUGCAGGCCCAGUUUUCACAGGUGCGGCCAGUUGCAGUUGCUCCAGCGCUUGCUCCUCGUGUGGCAAUGUAUCCUCCGGGUGCCCCAGGUAUUGGCCAGCAAAUGUUUUAUGGCCAAGCUCAACCUGCUAUGAUUCCUCACCAGGCUGGUUUUGGAUACCAACAUCAGCUCGUUCCUGGAAUGAGGCCUGGAGGAGCUCCUAUGCCAAAUUUUUUCAUGCCAAUGGUUCAACAGGGCCAGCAAGCUCAGCGUCCUGGUGGCAGACGUGGGACGGGACCCGGGCAACAAACUCAACAACCUAUGUCCUUGAUUCAUCAACAGCAGCAGAUGCUUCCAAGGGGAAGGAUGUAUCGGUUCCCCACAAGCAGGAACAUGGCAGAGGCACCAAGCCCGGCUGGAGGUCUUCUUCCUGUUCCGUAUGACAUUGGUAAUGCGCAUCUUCCCCGCGAUGGUUCUAUGAUGGGAAAACAGCCAUCUGUACCCAUUACAACCCUUUCAAGUGCCCUUGCAAAUGCAUCGCCCGAGCAGCAGAGAGUGAUGCUUGGUGAGAAUUUGUUCCCGCUGGUGGAGCAGGUGGAGCCAGCGCUGGCUGCUAAGGUGACCGGCAUGCUCCUUGAGAUGGACCAAACAGAAGUAUUGCAUCUCCUCGAAUCCCCUGAAGCUUUAAAGGCCAAAGUUGCGGAGGCCAAGGAAGUUUUGAGGAAUGUUCAUCAUCAAGCUAGCAGCAGCCCAGCAGACCAACUUGCUUCGCUUUCCCUCAAUGACAAUGCUGUGUCUUAGGCAGUCCAGGCUUGUUUUUUGAUGUCUGUUUUUUUUUUUUUUAAAAAAAAAUCUAUCUGCUUGGCAGUUAAGAGAUUUCUUUUUUGCUCUAGUCCCAAACAUGGUUUGUUAUAAUUUUCUAGGGAUUCAAUGUGAAAUUGGGAUUUGGCCAUUUCUAAUUAGAUGAAUCUUCUUUUUGCUCUGGACUCUAGUACAACUUUACCAGAGACGUUCUAGGCUCUUUAAGCCAAUUUUAUGCAAGAUUUGGUAGGGGCAGUGCCAUGACAUUGUGCAACAAAACCAAUGCCAUCCAAUUUCAUGGACUCGUUAUCUUACACUUUGGAAUCCUGUACUAUGCACCCCAUGAGUCAAUACUUGUGGGAGUUGUGGAUGUCUUUAUUCUUAUUUUUCUCUUUUUAAUAAAUUAGCCACAUUCCU
Molecule: messenger RNA, 2670 nt
Organism: Cuscuta campestris
Lineage: Eukaryota; Viridiplantae; Streptophyta; Magnoliopsida; Solanales; Convolvulaceae
Source: the annotation of a GenBank genome assembly